ACUUUGUUUUCUGAAGCUGUCACUGAGAUCGUCUGACCAUGUCAGCAGUGAAAGUGGAACUGGAAAAUAUUUCUCGGGAAGGCAUCAAGUAUGAGCAAAUUUCAAAGUCAGAUUUGAGUUUAUUAACCAGUUUCAAUGGACUAGAUGUGGAUUGCUGCAAACUGGAACGUCAACUCUCAAAUUCAGUCCCUACGGGUAUGAAUAUGAGCAAGAGUGAAACUGUGAAAGAGCCACCAUUGAAACCCUCCAGGAGAUCCCUGCCAUGCUUAGCACAGAGCCACACCCAUCCGCAGAACCUGAGUAAACAUUCCUCAUUUCUCCAACCCAAUCGGAUUCAGCCCCAGCCACUGAGUGCCGGGUCUUCCGCCAUCAACAUCACAUCCGAGCGAGCAAAAGUGGUGGAAACCCUAGAAAGCAACUUACUUAAACUCUCUGCUACAGAAUUCAACGAUACUUGCUCGGAGAUAGGUAAAGACAAAGACAUCUAUACAGAUGAUUCUGAGCAUGGUAAUUAUGACUCACGUACUGAUCAGUCACUCCUCAUUAAAAACAAGCUCAUCAGACAGAAAACAGAACCUCGAACUAAAUCAUCUUUGAAGAAUGAGAUGAAUGCCUUAGCUUCAUCGGGACUGUUUUUCAAAGAUGGCAAAAAGCGCAUUGAUUACAUCUUGGUAUAUAAAAAGUCAAGUCUGCAGAUAGAAAAAAGGAGCACAUUUGAAAAGAAUCUUAGAGCAGAAGGCCUGAUGCUAGAAAGAGAGCCUGCCGUUACCAAUAAUGACAUCAUGUUUGUUAAAGUUCACUGCCCUUGGGAUACGUUGUGCAAGUAUGCAGAAAGGAUGAAUAUCAGGAUGCCCUUCAGGAAAAAAUGUUAUUACACUGACUGGAGGAGCAAAACGAUGGGCAGUUUGCAGAGAAACAUGCGAGAACUGAAAAGCUGGCUACCCAGAAACCCAAUGAAGCUUGACAAAGAAGCCCUGCCUGACCUGGAGGAGACAGACUGUUACACCGCUCCCUUCAGCCGGGCUCGCAUGCAUCACUUUACUAUAAACAAUAAAGACACCUUCUUCAGCAAUUCUACCAGAAGUAGAAUAGUACAUCAUAUGCUGCAACGGACAAAAUAUGAAGAUGGAAAAUCAAAAAUGGGUAUUAAUAGAUUACUAAGCAAUGGUACAUAUGAAGCUGCAUUUCCACCUCACGAGGGAAGCCACAAGAGCAGACACCCCAUCAAAACACAUGGAGCUCAAAACCACAGACACCUAUUAUAUGAGCGCUGGGCUCGCUGGGGAAUGUGGUAUAAGUAUCAGCCCCUGGAUUUAAUCAGGCGCUACUUUGGUGAGAAGAUUGGCCUUUAUUUUGCUUGGUUGGGCUGGUACACUGGAAUGCUGAUCCCGGCAGCCCUCGUUGGUCUGUUUGUUUUCCUUUAUGGAUUAUUUACAAUGGACUCCAGUCAAGUCAGCAAAGAGAUCUGCGAGGCAAAUCGAACAAUUAUGUGUCCCAUAUGUGAACGCAACUGCACGCUGCAAAAACUCAACGAGAGCUGUAUAUAUGCAAAGGUUACUCAUUUGUUUGAUAAUGGAGGAACUGUCUUCUUUGCAAUUUUCAUGGCAAUAUGGGCAACAGUCUUCCUGGAAUUCUGGAAGAGGCGGAGAGCUGUACUAACUUAUGACUGGGAUCUCAUUGACUGGGAAGAUGAAGAGGAAGAACUGCGACCCCAAUUCGAAGCGAAGUAUUCAAAGGUGGAAAGAGUAAAUCCCAUUACCGGAAAACCUGAGCCAUUUCAACCCUUCUCUGACAAACUCAGUCGUCUCAUGGUCUCUGUCUCAGGAAUAUUCUUUAUGAUUUCUUUGGUGCUUACUGCAGUUUUUGCAGUUGUGGUGUAUCGUCUGGUGGCUAUGGAGCAAUUUGCAUCUUUCCAGUGGUAUUUCAUAAAAAAAUAUUGGCAGUUUGCAACAUCCGGCACUGGAGUCUGUAUCAAUUUUAUGAUCAUCAUGUCUCUAAAUGUUGUUUAUGAAAAAGUCGCUUAUCUCUUAACUAAUUUAGAACAUCCUCGAACUGAAUCUGAGUGGGAGAACAGCUUUGCUUUGAAGAUGUUCCUGUUCCAGUUCGUCAACUUAAACAGCUCCAUCUUCUACAUUGCCUUUUUCUUGGGCAGAUUUGCUGGGCGUCCAGGAAAGUACAACAAACUUUUUGACCGAUGGAGACUGGAAGAAUGUCAUCCCAGUGGCUGCUUGAUAGACCUCUGCUUGCAAAUGGGUGUUAUUAUGGUUUUAAAGCAAAUGUGGAAUAACUUCAUGGAACUGGGAUACCCAUUGCUACAGAACUGGUGGGCACGACGGAAAAUCAAACGGGGAGGACAACUAAUGGAGCAUAAAAUUUCUCUACCUCAGUGGGAAAAGGAUUGGAAUCUCCAACCCAUGAAUCUCCAUGGACUGAUGGACGAAUAUUUGGAAAUGGUUUUGCAGUUUGGUUUCACAACCAUCUUCGUUGCGGCUUUUCCACUGGCACCCCUCCUGGCCCUGCUGAACAACAUCAUAGAGAUCAGGCUCGACGCUUACAAGUUUGUGACCCAGUGGAGAAGACCAAUGCCUGCUAGGGCAACAGAUAUAGGUAUCUGGUAUGGAAUUCUUGAAGGAAUUGGAGUGCUGGCUGUAAUCACCAACGCAUUUGUAAUUGCUAUUACAUCUGAUUAUAUCCCACGGUUCGUCUAUGCAUAUAAAUAUGGCCCUUGUACAGAUGAAGGAUACAGACAAGAAAAGUGCUUAAAAGGAUAUGUGAACAGCAGCCUGUCAGUGUUUGACCUGAGUGAACUUGGGAUGGGUUAUUCUGGUUACUGCAGGUAUCGAGAUUACAGAGCCCCUCCAUGGAGCUCCACUCCUUAUGAAUUUACUUUGCAAUUCUGGCAUGUGCUUGCCGCUCGGCUGGCUUUCAUUAUCGUGUUUGAGCACCUUGUUUUUGGGAUCAAGUCAUUCAUUGCUUACCUGAUCCCAGAUAUGCCAAAAGAUUUGUGUGACAGAAUGAGGCGUGAGAAGUAUUUAGUUCAGGAAAUGAUGUAUGAGGCUGAACUAGAGCAUUUGCAAAGAGAACGGAAAAAAAAACGGGAAACAGUAUCACCAUGAAUGGCCUUAGUUGAUUCUAAUUACCUGCCAGAGACAGUACUGUACAUGGAAAUGGAUGGUUCUGCAGCUUCAAAUUUGCAGGGGCAAAUGUGUACAAAACUGCUGCUGGGGAAACACACUGGCAGCCUUUCGAGACCUGGCUGAUUCAAUCUUUUGAGGAUGAAAAGGCAAAGCCAUAGUCGUCAUCAACGUGGGGUCAAGUUUAAAUAAUCUGCAGUCCAUGCCAGGCAUUUAAAGUAGGCGUGGGAAAUUGAGCAUCUGAACCACACAGCCUAAACAUCCCUGCAAUGCCAUACAAAUGGUUGUGAAGAGCAGUUUGUUUCCAUGUACAGAUCACAGUAAGGGCAUGACAACUUUCCGUGGUCUCUGCUGCUGUACUACUUAACUUACUAUUGCUCAGUUGAAUUGUAAUGCUUUUGAAAAAUGAAAAAAAGAUGAGUAGUUGCCUUUGCCACCAUAAUUUGAUGUGAAUGAUCCUUCAGGCUUACUGUUUUGUAAGAUUUGUCCUAGUCUCUUGCUGAGAUUGUGGAUCUGCCCUAAUAGGGAAACCGUGCUGUUUAAUAUUCACUAUGCAGUCAAACAGGCAAGUCACCCAUCCUUUUCCAUUUAUCUACUCAUAGAGUCCAAACCAAAAACUUCAGCAAUGGAGCUCCCAACCCUUCUAACGGAUGCAUUAUUGCACUGUCCACUCGUAAACAUUGUGUUGAAGAUGCAGAUCUUGCACACUAUUGCAUACUAUUUUCAUGAGCAGAUAGAAUCACGUAACACAGAUGAAUAAAUUCUUAGUGAUCUUAUCCAUGAAGUAGCCAGCCCUUGUUCGGAUACAAUCAAUAUUAUUUCCUUUAUCACUGAUUUACUGGGAUAAUUUUCUAAUCUGAGAAAUAUAUUGACAUGCAUAUAUUUUAGUUUUCAAUGUACAGUGGCAUUUUUAGAGUUUGCAGCACCAGUUUUUGCAGCUAUGAUAUCAGAUAUACAGUAUGUUGUGACUUGUUUGUUCAGGAAAAGAAAGGCAGAAUGUUUUUUCCCCAUUUUGCUUUUCUUCCAAUGAUGUGCACUCUUUCUUGGGCUGAUGAAUCAAUGCAUGGGUAUAUUAUUGCUAGGAUUAGAUAUUUUUCAACUUUUAUUCUUUCUGGGAAAACUGUUGUUUGAAAGAUCAACUGAAAAAAAGUAAAGAGGAUUUAUGUGAGGCAGACUUUCUAAUUCCCCUAUCACCACAGAAUAGAAACAAAUCAGAACUGAUUGUUAUUAUUUUAGUGUCAAAAUGAGAUAACAGUUUAUAAACCAAUGCAUGUGAAUUAAUGGAGCAUUAAAUUAAAUCAAAUGUGCUGAUUUCACUUGGAUACAUAGAGAACAAAAUUCCAUAACCUUCCCUUUGGAUACUAAAAAAAAAAAAGGGUUAUGUCACAGUUAUAUCAGGGAAAAACGUUUUCUCUUUUAUUUUUAAGCCUGUAGUUAGUUUCUGUAAAAUGCAGCACAGUGGUUUUUAAAAUGAAAAUCCCCAAAGUACACCAGUUAAAGAAACUUACUCUUGGGAAUGAUUUUGGAACAAAUGUUGCUUAGCCAUGGAGUUUUUGUUAGCAGAAAUUACUCCUACAGCACUGACACUGAAAAUAUUUCCCGAUCUGCCGAUAUUUUCCUGGUGAAAAGUGCUCACCAUUUUUAUGACCUUACUGUAUAUUAACAUCUCAUCUUCUUUGUGGCAGUUUCUGAUUGUCAGGGCAAGGAGAGAGGUAGGGGAAGGAAAUCCCUGAAACUCCUCCCUGCAGAUUUGUAGCCUCAACAACAGUGAUGAGGUAAAAAAACACUGGACAAUCAUUUCCAUAGAUUCUUCAAUCCUGUCAAGGGUCACGACCAUUAAAAUGACACAGUAGUCUGUUUUCUGAUCCUUUGUUACUAUUUCUACAGUUUUAACUGUAGCUUACAGAAUCAUCAUUCCCCUGUUCUGCUAAAUCAGUGCCCCCCGAGUUUGGCUGAAUGAUCUUGGCACAAAUGAACUCUUCUUUUAUGACUUCUCUAAUCUCAAAGAGCCUUGGCUGGGACAAGGUUGAAUGUAAUUGUACAAUUAUGGAUGUCUAAUAUUUGUAACCACUUUCUUCGGUCUCUUACGGAGAUAUAAGUAAACAGUGCCCCACUGUGGUGCUUAGAAUAGCACAGAUUAGGCAUUAAGACAAAAAGGUGGACAACCAAGAGAAACUGAGUUUUUGAUAAUGGUCUUCGAUAUUUUGCUUUGAAGAUGAUUUUUUUUUUUUUGUAACUUCUCAAGCCUAAGGGAAAAAUUGGAAGAAACCUGUAGGACAGAGAUGCUAUUGUUAUGCUAAUUUUACACACUGAAGAUAAUGCAAUAACAUGUUUGUAUUUCUCUGUUUGUGUGUAGUGUUGCAACUGCAGCUAAUUGCUUUACUGGAGAGAACUAUUCUGUUCAUUGUCCUAUAAUGUGGUGUUUGCAUAGGGUGCCAAUUAUCAAGAUAUAAGGCACACUGUUCUCAGGAAAUUCUGUUUAAAUGAAUGCCAUUUAAAUAUAUUUUCAUAUUCUAAAUAUUUGUCUUUUCAAACAAAUGACCAAUAUGUAAGCAUGCAGGCUGCAAUGGGAAAUUGUGUAAAGCUUCAGAGUUGGCAAAAUCUAUUUAAAAUUGCCAUAGGUUGUUGCUGAUCUAGUCUAUUAUACUUUUUGGUCUAUGCAUAAUAAUAAUAAUAAUGAUGGUAUUUGUUAAGCGCUUAGUAUGUGCAAAGCACUGUUCUAUGCAUGCAAUUGUAGGUAAAAUAUUGUCAGAAGACUGCAUGACAAGACAGAGCUUUUGAAUGCUGCAUAUUCUUCCAAGAAUAUUUUAGCAAUUCCCCUUGGAACUUAAUGGCACAAUGCAAAGAAAAUAUUUUUUUCAAUAAAUAAAAAUCUCAUUUUUAUUUACUAUCAUCAUUUUUCCAUCACGUGCAAGUUAGAUUUCUGCCUGGCUGAAGUGUGACAUGUGAAUCUAAUUUAAAAAUAAUUAGAAUUUCUCUACAAACAAUUCAUUAGAACUAUAACCGUGUCACUUUUUGGAAAUGCAUAACCUUCAUACUAUUCAGUCUCUGAACUAAUAUUAGCAAUAAUGUUGUCCCUUGUGUUUUCCUCAUCUAGUAAAAAUUAUGAGCACCUUCAAAAAGCAAUCAAUCAAUCAAUGGUAUGUAUUGAGAACUCACUAUUUGCAGAACGCUGAUUUAGGCACUUGGGAGAGUACACCAGAAUUAGUAGACACAUUUCCUGUCCAUAAUGAGUUUAGGAGAUUGCAAGUGCACUAUGACUGUGCUCUUCUUCUAGUACUGAGACUUUUUAUA
This is a messenger RNA of Tachyglossus aculeatus (Australian echidna), 6428 nucleotides long. It is a transcript of the gene ANO3, whose product is annotated as anoctamin 3. The transcript is spliced from 27 exons. Gene Ontology annotation, cellular component: plasma membrane. Gene Ontology annotation, biological process: chloride transmembrane transport. NCBI's taxonomy places the organism in Eukaryota, Metazoa, Chordata, Mammalia, Monotremata, Tachyglossidae. The record is from RefSeq and is a predicted model, not a curated record. Gene Ontology annotation, molecular function: protein dimerization activity; chloride channel activity. The coding region runs from base 39 to 3116 and encodes 1025 amino acids.